Messenger RNA from Columba livia (rock pigeon), 2544 nucleotides. It is a transcript of the gene WDR91, whose product is annotated as WD repeat domain 91. NCBI's taxonomy places the organism in Eukaryota, Metazoa, Chordata, Aves, Columbiformes, Columbidae. Gene Ontology annotation, biological process: negative regulation of phosphatidylinositol 3-kinase/protein kinase B signal transduction; early endosome to late endosome transport. Gene Ontology annotation, molecular function: protein binding; phosphatidylinositol 3-kinase inhibitor activity. The transcript is spliced from 15 exons. The record is from RefSeq and is a predicted model, not a curated record. Bases 753 to 2384 code for a protein of 543 amino acids. Gene Ontology annotation, cellular component: early endosome membrane; late endosome membrane; extrinsic component of endosome membrane.
GGACCGUCGCGCUAGCGGCCGGGCAGCGCCCCCCCUCCACUCCCCGCCCGUGGGCGGGCGGAGCUGGCGGCGCCGCGGGUCCCCCAUGGCGGCGGCGGCGGAGCGGACGGACGAGCUGGUGCGGGAGUAUCUGCUCUUCCGCGGCUUCACCGCCGCUCUUAAGCAGCUGGACGCGGAGAUCAAGGCGGACCGGGAGAAGGGCUUCCGGGUAGAUAAGAUAGUGGACCAGCUGCAGCAGUUUGUUCAGAGCUACGAUCUGACUGCCCUGCGGGAUUACUGGAGUUAUCUGGACCGGCGCCUUUUCAGCCGUUUGGAAGAUGUGUACCGACCAACAGUGAACAAGUUGAAAACCAGCUUAUUCCGAUACUACCUUGUCCAUACUGUUCAGAGCGGCCGCAAUGACAAGGCGCAGGAGUUUUUCCUCAAGCAGGCCUCUGAGCUCCAGAACCAGGUGGAGUGGAAGGAUUGGUUUGUCCUGCCCUUCCUCCCUGCCCCAGACUCCAACCCCACCUUCGCCACCUAUUUCUCGCGCCAGUGGGCAGAUACGUUUAUCGUGUCUCUGCACAACUUCCUGAGUGUCUUAUUUCAGUGCAUGCCAGUUCCAGUCAUUUUGAACUUCGAAGCUGAAUGCCUCAGGAGCAGUCUCAUACAAGAAGAAAAUGAAUCGUUGCGGCAUAAGGUCAGAACUGAAGUCACUCUUUAGUUGCUGACUGCAUGAGAUCCUGUUUGCUUUGCAGGCUGAGUCCUCCCGCAUGAAGAAAGAGGAACUGGAGGUGGAACAAGCGGUUGUGCAUCACAAGUUGCCCGCGUAUGUGGCCAAUAUGGAUCGACUUGGGGACUCUGAGCUUGAUAUGACCUGCAGCCAGAGGAGUACUGCACAUUCUCUUCAGUCCCGGGGAGGCUUUCUGUCCUCUUUUCUCUCCCAAAGUAAAAAGGGCCCUUCCAGACCAGCCCAUCCAAGUGGGGCUUCUCCAACGCAGACUGGCAGUAUGCUGCUAGGGAAGAAAGAACCAACAAAUCACCAGAGUGCCAAAGCAAAGGAAGGAACGGUGAGCUGUAAGGAUGGGAAGAGCCACUUCAGUGGGUUAGUAGCAGCUGAGUCAAGUUCCCUGCAGCAGCGGCAGAAGCGCUUGCAAGAGCACGGGAAGGAAAGGAAGGAACUGCUGUCGAAAGGGACCUUUCAGGGCCCAAGUGCUGAGAAGAAAACAGAUGUUAGCACUGCUGAGACAGAACCAUGCUCAGAGCUGAAUGCUGAGCAAGCAGAGACUUCAACCAAAAUGCCUGCUAGCGUUGCAGAGCCUGUGGGAGUCCGACAGGAGCAGCCUUUCAUUGUCCUGAGCCAGGAGGAGUAUGGGGAGCACCAUUCAUCCAUCAUGUACUGCAGGGUUGAUUGUUCUGGACGGCGAGUGGCCAGCUUGGAUGUCGAUGGGGUCAUCAAAGUCUGGUCUUUUAACCCCAUAAUGCAAACUAAAGCUUCAUCCAUUUCCAAAUCUCCAUUGCUGUCUCUGGAAUGGGCAACCAAGCGUGAUAGGCUGCUGUUGCUUGGCAGUGGGGUCGGGACGGUUCGUCUUUAUGACACAGAAGCGAAGAAGAAUCUCUGUGAAAUCAGCAUUGAUGAAGACAUGCCCAGGAUCCUCUCACUUGCCUGCAGCCCAAGUGGCGCCUCCUUUGUCUGUUCUGCUGCAGCCCAGAGCCCCAUUUCCCAUAUGGACUACUCAGCCAUCAGCUCUGGGGGCAAAAGCAUGAACCAAGUUCCUGGGAAGCUGCUACUGUGGGACACUAAAACGAUGAAGCAGCAGCUGCAGUUCUCCCUGGAGCCUGAGCCCAUUGCCAUUAACUGCACAGCCUUCAACCACAACGGCAACUUGCUGGUCACUGGUGCUGCAGAUGGAGUUGUUCGUCUCUUCGAUAUGCAGCAGCAUGAGUGCGCCAUGAGCUGGAAGGCACAUGAUGGGGAAGUCUACUCCGUUGAGUUCAGCUAUGAUGAGAACACAGUCUACAGCAUAGGCGAGGAUGGCAAGUUUAUUCAGUGGAAUAUUCACAAAAGUGGCUUGAAGGUGUCUGAAUACAAUCUUCCCAGUGAAGCUACAGGUCCUUUUGUUCUGUCUGGGUACAGUGGCUACAAGCAAGUCCAGUUUCCACGAGGAAGGCUUUUUGCUUUUGACUCUGAGGGCAACUAUAUGUUGACAUGUUCUUCUACUGGAGGAGUAAUUUUUAAGUUAAAUGGUGAGGACAAGGUUCUGGAGAGUUGCCUUUCCCUAGGAGGACACCGAGCUCCUGUUGUCACAGUGGACUGGAGCACAGCUAUGGACUGCGGGACCUGCCUCACUGCGUCUAUGGAUGGGAAGAUUAAAUUAACAACCUUACUGGCUCAGAAGUCUUAACCUGGACAGUGGUGAAGGGAAAGAGUAAGAGACUUGAUGAACAGUGUUAACUCCAUGGGAGCAAACUGCAUGGGAGAGAAUGCAAACCAUAGUCCCUCUUCACAAUGUAUAUUUGCCUCUUGACAAAAAUUAAAUAUAUUUGCCAAACUGUGCAAUAGAA